AAGUGACUCGUCUACUCUCAUUAAAUCAGCGAAGAAGAAGCUAGUUCAUCAAAUACAGAUGAUGUCAUCGUGUGAAGAUGGCUGAAGGAGACGGCUGGUGGGGAGGCUGGUUUCAUCAGAGCUUUCAGGCCGUCAAAGACAAGUCUUCUGAGGCCUUGGAGUUCCUAAAACGAGACCUGACGGAGUUCUCCACCGUGGUGCAGCAUGACACGGCCUGCUCAAUCGUGGCUACAGCCAAUGCUGUCAAGAACAAACUCGCUGUGGAGGGGUCGUCUGAGACGACAGAAAAGGUGAAAAAGAGCCUUUCUAGUUUCUUGGGAGUGAUAACAGACACUCUCGCACCGCCUCCAGAUAAAACUAUCGAUUGUGAUGUUAUCACAUUAGUGGCAACACCAGCAGGAACCACAGAGGUCUACGACAGCUCUAAGGCACGGCUCUAUGGUUUGCAAGCGGACCCUGCUACAUACUGUAAUGAGCCUGAUGGUCCUCCUGAGCAGUUCGACAACUGGCUGUCUGGUUUUAGUCUGGAAGAUAAAAAAGGAGAAAUCUCAGAGCUCCUGGUCAACAGUCCGUCUAUACGAUCGCUUUACACCAAAAUGGUGCCGGCUGCUGUUUCUCAUUCAGAAUUCUGGCAGAGGUACUUUUACAAAGUCUUCCAGCUGAACCAGGAGGAGGCGAGGAGAGUGGCCCUGAAGCAGAGGGCGGAGCAGAGUGCACACAUAGAGAGUCUGGGCUGGGAGGAGGAAGAGGAGGAUGACUUCCUCGGUGCCACAUCGUCGUCUCAGCUGAGCAUCACGCCCCCACCGAACAGCAGCUCCACAGCUCCAACAGAGGUCACCCUGCUGAGCCCCGUUCCGUCUCCAAAUGAGGAGCGCGACGCCACCCUCUCGGUCAGCAGCGACAGCGUCAGCCUGCCGACGCAGGUGGAAAUGCAGCCUCCGCCCGCUGCUGUCGAGCUUGCCCACAAACUAACGGAAGCAACCUUGGAGGAUGUUGCCAUGGAUAAAGGCGAGCCGCGUCCCAAAAAGAGUGACUUACCUCCCGAAGCUCAAGUGGAAGCUGCAACACAGAGAGACGUCCCACCAGCGGGGGCGUCGCUGCGAGUCGCCGCCCCUAAACAACCAGAGAGCGUAAAAGAAGAAGGCCCGCAGGAUCUGAGAGUGUUUGAGCUCAACUCUGACAGCGGGAAGUCAACGCCCUCUAACAACGGCAAGAAAGGGUCCAGUACGGACGUGAGUGAGGACUGGGAGAAAGACUUCGACCUGGACAUGACAGAAGAAGAGGUCCAGAUGGCGCUCUCUAAAAUAGACGAUUCUGGAGAGCUGGACGAGGACUGGGAGAACUGGGACUGAGAGCUUCACAAACUAACUCUCUCUUGCUAUUAAAGCUAGUUCUCGGCAGAUGAGCCACGCUUCUCGUGUUUUAACUCUUUGUCCACUCAUGUCAUGAUUGUCAGUGGGGGGGGUUUUCUGGCUGUUUCAGACCUUGUUGGUUAACCGGCACGACCAAGGCAGCAGGAAUCGUUCUGCUUCAGCAGCUGUCGGGUCGGCACAGAAACCCGGAGAGGGAAACGGUUAUCACUAGUAGACGGCAGGUAGCAGUCCGUCUGGCGGGAAGCUGAAGGACGCGAGUCAGAAUGUGCUGCAGGAGAGGAGCCGAUUUCAUUUUCCUUUUCUUUUUAUUCUCAUGUUAAUAAAUACGUCAGAGGUUGCAAAUGUAUGAGGUUGAUGACUUAACUUUGAGCUGCAGAUUCGCCGUAAACUGUAAUGCUGCUUGUCCUUUUUCUGAAGAUGGGAGUGGCUUUCCUGUGUCCUUUCCCCUCUCGUCUUCAGGUCUCAUCUUUAUCACGAAUCUUCAGAGUGAGGGCAAAUACGUUCUGGCCUUUAUUCACGGCGCACUUUUCAUUUCGGAUUCCUCUGAACUCUAGAAGGCCUUUUAAAACAGCAGUGUGACAACAAGUGCCCGUAGACCAAAAGGGUGGCGUCUCGUUUCGGAUGAGGGACUUUUGAGAGGUCACGUUUGAUUCAUGAAGAGUUCAAGCUGGUGUCCGAUCCUUGAGCUUAAACGUGAGAGUAGCGUCUCUUGUUUUAGAGAAAUGACAAAACUGUGACAUUUUAGGUGUCUCUGUCAGUUAGAGCAGUUUUAAUUAAUAGUGUGCCAAGUCCUGUCCUGUCUCUGAGAAACUUCAGCCUGCAGGUGUCAUAUUUAUACUCAAAGAAAUGCUAAAUUCUUGUAAUGACCUGCUUUUGAUUGCAUGUCUGUGCAAUAACGUUAUGCAAAGCAUUGUGCAGAUGAUUGCUGUUGAGUUGUAUGUUUCUGGUUCUUCAGGUUCAGACGACGUGUUGCAUGUUUGUAAUUUUUUGCUGCGUAUUUCCUUCUGUUUCACACGUCGAGCUAAACACAGCUUCUACACCCUAAAGCUGUCCGAUAUUUUUAUUUUAAUGUCGAGUGUGUCACUAUAUUUCUCAAAUGAUCAUAAUCAUUAAAACAUUCACGCUGA
Messenger RNA from Nothobranchius furzeri (turquoise killifish), 2500 nucleotides. RefSeq names its product BSD domain containing 1 (gene bsdc1). The record is from RefSeq and is a predicted model, not a curated record. Gene Ontology annotation, cellular component: cytoplasm. Lineage: Eukaryota; Metazoa; Chordata; Actinopteri; Cyprinodontiformes; Nothobranchiidae.